AUGAGAAUAACAACAAAACAACAACAUGUAACAAAGAGAUCAAAACAAGAAUCUUAUGCAGCUAAUCCUGCUAACAAAGAAGAAAACCUAUACUUGCAAGAUAAUAUACCUAUUACUAACUGGGCAGACUUACAAAAAAUGAUUUAA
Cetraspora pellucida is the source of this 147-nucleotide messenger RNA. The record is from the annotation of a GenBank genome assembly. NCBI's taxonomy places the organism in Eukaryota, Fungi, Glomeromycota, Glomeromycetes, Diversisporales, Gigasporaceae.